Amaranthus tricolor (Joseph's coat) is the source of this 678-nucleotide messenger RNA. RefSeq lists its product as uncharacterized. The record is from RefSeq and is a predicted model, not a curated record. The coding region runs from base 1 to 678 and encodes 225 amino acids. Lineage: Eukaryota; Viridiplantae; Streptophyta; Magnoliopsida; Caryophyllales; Amaranthaceae. The transcript has 3 exons.
AUGGGGGGAUCAAAGGCAGUUGGACCUAAUAAGAUUCCGAUUAAGAAGAAUCAAGGGUUAGCACACUUAUCCCAUUGUUUAAAAACAAGGAUGAUGUACAAGUAUGCGAGAACUAUAGAGCAUAGUAUGAAACUGUGGGAAAGAGCAAUCGAGAAAAGAACUAGACGAAAGACGGUAAUUAGAGAGAACCAAUUCGGAUUCAUGCCACGAAGGUCAACCACCAAGGCAAUCCAUCUUUUGAGGAGACUGAUGGAAAAGUAUAGGGAGCAAAAGAAGGAUUUGCAUUUGGUGGCGACUAACAUACAUACACUGGUGGGUAUGACAGAGUCUUUCCCCAUAAAAGUGGGACUAAAUCAGGGAUCAACAUUAAGUCCUUUCAUUUUUACGGUCAUUAUGGAGAUAAUCUCUAAAUCCAUCUGGAAAACAGUACCAUGGUGCAUGCUUUUCGCCGACAAUAUAGUUUCAGUCGCAGAAACCAAGGAGGAAGCUAAUAGUAAAUUGGAAGAGUGGAGGGAAGCCUUGAAGGGUAAGGGGUUGCGCAUAAGUCGUACGAAGACAAAAUACUUGCGAAGCAAUUUCAGUGGGAUAGAAUCGAUAAGGGAGCCAGAGGUGACCAUAGGGGGAGAAGUUGUUGCUUGUACGUCCAAGUUCAAAUAUUUGGAAUCGGAUUCAGAGUAA